CAAAUCCCAUUCUUUACAAUAAUAUUAUGACAUAACCCCAUUAAUCACUCCUUUUUUAUAACACAAAUCAUUUCCUUCUUCAAUUUCAAAGGCAAUAAUCACACCAUUAGCAUAUAACCAUAGUUCAUCACUAAGCUCAAAAAAACAAAAAAACACCUCCCUUAAUCUCCAACUUCAAUCUUAAUUUGACCGUUGUGGACUUUCCUCUCUAAUAACACCGUGUUUGGCUGUUGUGCACCUCUCAAAUAACACCGUGUUUGGCGAUUCACCUCUCUGAAAAUCGAAAAGUUCUAUUAGGGUUUUCGAGAUGGCGCAAUCGAUGAGCAGAGGAGGAGGAGGGAGGUGUGUAGUAGGUGACUAUGUAGUAGGUAAGCAAAUCGGCGCCGGCUCUUUUUCGACGGUGUGGCAUGCUAGGCAUCGAAUUCAUGGAACCGAAGUGGCUAUAAAGGAGAUCGCUACAGCGAGGCUAAAUAAUAAACUUCAAGAGAGUUUGAAAUCGGAAAUUGUCAUUUUGCAGAAGAUUAAUCAUCCUAAUAUUAUUCGCUUGCACGAUAUGAUCGAGGAGGUGGGAAAAAUAUAUAUUGUUUUGGAGUACUGCAAAGGAGGUGAUCUUUCUAUGUACAUUCAACAACGCCAAGGGAAAAUUCCAGAAGAAACUGCAAAACAUUUUAUGCAGCAACUUGCAUCUGGUCUAAAAAUUCUCCGCAACAAUAAUCUAAUCCAUAGGGAUCUAAAGCCUCAGAAUCUCCUCUUAUCCUCAAACCAUGACCGCUCCACCUUGAAGAUUGCUGAUUUUGGGUUUGCAAGGUCUUUGCAACCUAGGGGUCUUGCUGAAACACUUUGUGGUUCACCAUUGUACAUGGCUCCAGAAAUAAUGCAACUUCAGAAGUAUGAUGCUAAGGCAGAUCUCUGGAGCGUCGGUGCCAUCCUGUUUCAGCUUGUAACUGGCAAAACCCCGUUUACUGGAAACAAUCAAAUCCAGUUACUCCAGAACAUAUUAAAGUCGACUGAAUUGCUGUUUCCUCCAAGUGCAAAAAAUUUAAGCCCGAACUGCAUGGAUUUGUGUAAAAAAUUGUUGCGCCGUUAUCCAGUGGAGCGGUUGACAUUUGAAGAGUUCUUUAACCACCCAUUUCUUGCACAGAAGCAGCCAGAUGAGCUAUCUUGCAGGGAUACGAGACCUCAAAGGGUAAUAAGUGGUUUUCCUAUAUCAGAAGGCUAUCGCGUGAGGAGCACAGAGGAUGCUUUUCAAGAAGAUGGUUUACCCUUUCGUCUAGAUGAUGAUUCCAGCGUUCCUGUUGGUAGUCCUUCAUUUGCUGGGAGAUUACCACAGAGGUUGUCAUAUGUUUUUUCUUGUGAUGCAAAAGCUGAAAGGAAGGAAGUUACUAGUAGUACCCCACGCAAAACAGAUAGUAUUGACUCUAGCCACCGGCAGUCAGAAAAGAACCUGAAGGAAUCUAUUGAUCUGAAGGACCAUAGACAAGCAGCUAAUCGUUCAAAAGCGGUGGAUUCAUUUGAGUUGAUUGAUCAGGACUAUGUCAUUGUUUCUGGCCCCCCCGUGGACUCAUAUUCUUCAGCAAGUGCUUCUAGGCUUAGCAAUAUGCCAUUCAGAUCAAGCUGUUCCCUGCAAGCAUCUGCGAGUGUAGGUCCUAGACCAAGUGACCCAGUGCCUAUUGUGGGUCCUCCACUUAGCAGCAUAGUCCAUUUAGCAAGUUUGGAAAAUCCCCCAUCUGCACCUGGAGCUUCACAAGUAUACACCGAUAUAAAUUGUUUGGAGCAGCUGCCAACUGAUGGCAUGGCCAGAAUAGAGUCCCUGCAGCGUUCUGCCUCUGCUAUCAUGGAAUUAGUAAAUGAGAAGGUUGAGGCACACAAGCAUCUGGAAGCAUUUUCAAUUCAGCUAGUCAUUCUUGCUAUAUGGAAGCAAGCUUUGGAUAUUUGUCAUACACAAGCGGCAUCGGCAAUUGAAGGAAGUCCAAACCAAGAAACGAUCAGAUCAAACGAAAUCAUGAAGAAAGGUCAAGUUAGUCUUUACAUAAAAGAGCAUCUUGAUGCUACUAACAUGUUGGGGCCGGAAAAUGUGUGCUCUCAUAUUGAAAAAGCAUUUCUUGGUGAAGUUGGUAGUGCAGAGGAACUUGCCAAACAUAUAGAGCCUGGAAAUACAGAGGUUCCAGAUGCGAUGGAAAUGAUAUUUCAAUCUGCCUUGACUUUUGGUAGAAAGGGAGCUGUUGAUGAGUACAUGGGUCGGACUGGAGAUGCAGUUAAGUUUUAUUCAAAAGCCGUGCAGUUGUUAGCAUUUCUUCAAGUGGAAGCACCAUCUCUGAUUCUAAACCCUCCAUUUUCUCUAACAAACUCAGAUCGUUAUAGGCUUCAAAAUUACAUUGAUGUCCUUAAUAACAGGCAAAGCAUUUCAAGGUCUCAAAUGAUGACUCUGCUCAAGUGUGAAGAUCAACACUGCUCUCCAUAAGGAGCAGAGAUAGAGCUGUCAAUACAAAACAAUGAUAACAUGGGCGGAUCUAUUAAGAGAGUUGGGGGUGCCACGCCACCCGCAAACUUCGACGGAAGAGCUCUCUAUAUACAUAUAUAUACACGGAUAUAGUCAAAUAAUUAACAUGCCACCCCCAAGACUGAAGUAUUGUUUGGUCGAAGUGGUAGAGUGUCACCUCCGCUGGCAGCCUUACUUUUUUCCUUAAUUUUAGGCUGAAGUUAAGCCACAAAUAACUACUAGUUGAGAAUCCCUUUUUUAUAUAUGUAUUAAUAGUAUUUAUAUUGAAUUUUUCUUUUAUUUUUCAAAUAUUAAUAGUUAAUAUUUGUAUUAAAAAGUGCAUAAUUUUAUUCUCUCUCCUCAAAUUAAAAAAAAAAACUAUUC
Capsicum annuum is the source of this 2863-nucleotide messenger RNA. RefSeq names its product serine/threonine-protein kinase ATG1c. Bases 308 to 2461 code for a protein of 717 amino acids. The record is from RefSeq and is a predicted model, not a curated record. Gene Ontology annotation, biological process: peptidyl-serine phosphorylation; autophagy. The transcript is spliced from 14 exons. Gene Ontology annotation, molecular function: protein serine/threonine kinase activity; ATP binding. Lineage: Eukaryota; Viridiplantae; Streptophyta; Magnoliopsida; Solanales; Solanaceae. Gene Ontology annotation, cellular component: cytoplasm.